AUGACGAUUAUGACUUCUAUGGACAUUGACUCCCCUUCAACCCCUAUUAUGGCCAUUACUCCUGUAAUUCAUCCUGAUAACAAUGAAGCUCCCAUUUCCGAGGAGCAGCCCAAUAAACGCAGAAGAAAGAAGUCGAUUGUUUGGGAACACUUCACCAUAGAAACUGUUGGUGCUGGUUGUAUGAGGGCCUGUUGCAAGCAGUGCAAGAAAUCAUUUGCUUAUAUAACUGUUCAAUAUGGUGAGGUUCAACACCAUUCAAGGGAAUGUGUGGCAAUAUACCUAAGGGAAAAGCAAAACCGGUUGAAUCUUAUCAGCGGGGUUCCUGGACGAGUCAGCCUUACAUUGGAUUUAGGGAUCUCAAACUUUAAUAUUGGCUAUGCUUUUGUAACAGGACACUUCAUUGAUGAUGAGUGGAAUUUGCAUCGCCUUGUACUUAAUGUUGUCAUGCUUCCUUUUCCUGAUUCAGAUUAUGCCUUCAAUCAAGCUAUAGCGUCUUGCAUAUCUGAUUGGAAUUUGGAGAGCAGGCUAUUUACCCUUACCCUUGAUCAAUCCUUUUCAAAUGAAACUAUGGUAGGAAAUCUCAGAGGCCCUCUAUCUGUCAGAAAUCCACUCGUGUUGAAUGGUCAAUUGCUGAAAGGGAAUUGCUAUGCUCGUGUUUUAAGUCGUCUUGCACAAGAUGCAAUUGGAGCAAUGGGGGAAGUUACCAGGAGAAUCCGUGAAAGUGUGAAGUAUGUGGAAACCUCAGAUACACAUGAUGAAAAGUUUGCAGAGCUGAGGCAACAACUUCAAGUCCCUAGCACAAAAGAGCUCAUCAUUGAUGAUCGAACCAAAUGGAACACUACUUACCAAAUGCUGGUGGAAAUUCUCUGCACAUAUUUGAAGCUUUUCUAUGAUGCAGCUUGCAUUUUAACUGGCCCAACAUAUCCUCCUGCUAGUGCAUUUUAUCAUGAAGUGUUCAAAAUCCAGCUAGAGCUGACACAUGCAGCCAUGAGUCAGGAUCCCUUUGCCUGCAACCUGACCAAACCUUUGAAAGAGAAGUUUGAUCAAUAUUGA
Molecule: messenger RNA, 1053 nt
Organism: Manihot esculenta (cassava)
Lineage: Eukaryota; Viridiplantae; Streptophyta; Magnoliopsida; Malpighiales; Euphorbiaceae
Product: zinc finger BED domain-containing protein DAYSLEEPER-like
Exons: 4
Coding region: 1-1053 (350 amino acids)
Molecular function (GO): DNA binding
Source: RefSeq, a predicted model, not a curated record